AUGGUGGACGAGCAUAGUCACGCUCCCUCCAUCAAUCAGGCGAAAAUUUUGGCAAUUAAUGAAGCCCUCAGGGCCGAGAAUCAGAAAAUGGCCGAGCUCCUACGACAGAUGGGGCAUGAUCGAAGCAAGGGAGAACACAAAAGUACCGAAAACAAGGACAACGAUGACGAGCAUACCUCGGAAACCAAACAAGCCAUUCCCAAAACCACCAAAACAACUACCAAAAAGAGAACCAACCCAUUUGCCAAAGAAGUCAUGAGUUUCGAAAUGCUCCAAAAUUUCACGCUACCGUCGACCUUAAAACCUUACAAUGGAAUAGGAGAUCUGAAUGUCCACAUCACAAAGUUCCAGGCCAUGAUGUUCAUGAAUAAGGAUUUCGAUCAGAUCUUAUACCGCACUUUCCCAACCUUCCUAGACGGAGCCGCUCUGAUUUGGUUUUCCAACCUCCCUGAAGGCUCCAUCUCCAACUUUGACGAACUAGCAGAUCAGUUCAUCAACCACUUCGCUGCAUCCAAAAUAUACGUCCAUAAUUCUGAUUACCUAAGCACCAUUAAGCAGGAACCAAACGAGAGCCUAAAGGACUACAUGACCAGGUUUGCCGAAGCGACCAACGAAAUACCUAAAUUAAACCCUGAGGUCCACCUCCACGCCCUCAAAAGCGGACUCCGUCCAGGAAAAUUCAAAGAAUUUAUAGUUAUUGCAAAACCAAAAACUCUAGCCGAGUUCCGCGAAAAAGCAACUACCCAGAUCGAGGUGGAAGAAUUCCGAGCAUUACGUAGAGCAGAUAAACCUACCCCAAACAGAGACGAGGAAAGGCAAAACAGACAAUCGAACAGCAGAUCGGAUACGAGAACGUUUCGGCUAACACCCAAGUUCGACAACUACACCCCCUUCAACACAAAAAGGGAGGACAUCAUAAAAGAUAUAUUGCACUCAAAACUUAUCAAACCCUCUAAUAGGGCCGGUACAUAUCAAGACCAGCGACAUGUGGAUAGAUCGAAGUACUGUGCUUUCCACCAGAAGUACGGCCACACCACGGACGACUGCAUCAUAGCCAAAGAUGUCCUCGAAAAGCUCGCCCGCCAAGGGUUACUGGACAAAUAUAUUGAGAGCCGAGGAAGGAAGAAAAGCACAGAUGACCCUAGCCAGCAACCCAAACCGACCACUAAUUCUCGAGACAAUGGGAAAAAGGUAGAUAAUGAUAUCAAUCCGCUGCGCAGAAUAAUAAACUGCAUUUCUUGUGGUUUUGCAGGUGGCGGAUGCACAAACUCGACACGAAAAAGGUCGUACCGAGCUAUGAUGACAAUGACAAAAUCCACCACGUCUCAACCAGCCAACAAAGACAGGCCGGAGGUCUCAUUCGUCCCCAAAGACUAUAAAGCAAAUGACCAAAACUUGGAUGACCCGGUUGUCAUCACAGCACAAGUCGGAGAACCGUUGGUAAAAAAUAUCCUAAUGGACCCAGGAAGCAGUGCCGAUGUACUCUUCUAUUCAACUUUCCAAAAGUUGAAACUCAGCGACAAGAACCUCCAACCAUCCUCCGAAGAACUGGUAGGUUUCUCAGGUGAGCGUAUCUCCAUUCGAGGUUAUAUUUGGUUACAAACCACUUUCGGGGAAUACCCCAACAGUAAAACAAUAGAUAUACAGUAUCUUGUGGUAGAUUGCAGAAGUCCAUAUAACAUUAUUUUAGGCAGACCAUCCUUGAACGCAUUCAAUGCUAUUGUUUCUACUGUGCAUUUGUGUGUCAAGUUUCUUUCACAGGACAACAAAGUCGUUACUAUCCACGAAGACCAGAAAGAAGCUAGACAAUGCUAUAACGCCAGUCUGAAAAACGAACAGCCAAAACAAACAGAGCAGUAA
Molecule: messenger RNA, 1860 nt
Organism: Arachis ipaensis
Lineage: Eukaryota; Viridiplantae; Streptophyta; Magnoliopsida; Fabales; Fabaceae
Source: RefSeq, a predicted model, not a curated record